UAUUUUCCUUUACGUGCAGGUAAGCCGUCAUGCUUUUGCAUAAAGUGAAAGUCAUGGAGAUUGCAUUGGGAUUAAAGUUCUGCUGCGAUUAGAAUUUUGCAUAUAGAGGCACGCCGUCUGAUCGACCCACUGAAUCGUUCGAAAAUUCGUCUUCAUGGUUCUAUUUUCCUCAAGAGAAUAGUAGCAAGGCAGAAUGUGUGGACGAUUAUAUGGACAACAGGGCUUAGGAAUAGAGGUUUUUUUUCUCGGUCAAACCGAUUGUCGUGAUUGACGUGUUUGCGAUGUGAUCCAUCAAUCAUGUUCGGUCAAGAAACUUUUCUUCAUGGUCGAGCUGUUCUUUUCAAAAACUAAGUUCAUGUUUAAUGAACGCUCUUCAAGCUGCGCUGCACGCUGAUUUCUCUCUUUGUGGAGGCAAUAAGUAAAAUGGUCACUCCAAACCUGAUCUUAUCGAUUACUUGUGCAGUUUCCAUGGGAAUGUAGUACUGAAUGAUUUUGGUGCUUAUCUCGGGAUUUUAUACCAAACUUCAAGGCACCUAACGUCCUAAGGAACGAUUUUUGCGUGGAUCAUGAACUACAGUGCCGACGAAAUCCUUCUUCAAGAGGAGGAUGSUACAUUUUUACCUUCCCCUCAAGAACGGGACGUGGGAACAGAUGCUGAUAUUAUAUUUCUCGAAUCAAUUAAAAAGAAGAACGAAGAGAGAAAGAAAGCUCUCACAACCAUCUCCAUGUCCUAUGACAAACUCGGUUGUGACGGGAACCUUAUACAAAAUGGCCAUGCCCAAAGUGAAAACAGAACAGAGGACAUUCUCGCCUCCAAAGGUUCUAAAGCUCAAAGACUAAACGAAGCCAUCAUGUCGCUAGAUUACGCCGCAGUCUCAAAACUACUGGAACAGGGAGCAGGAGUCAAUAUUCCUAGUAGAUUUGGCCGAUUUCCACUACAUAAUGCAAUACUAAAAGGAGAUCAUAGGAUGGUAAAAAUGAUCCUCGAAGCAGGUGCACAUGUUACUCAGAAAGACGACCGGGGUGAUACUCCCCUUCAUUAUGCAAUCAGGACUGGUAACGAGGACAUAAUAAAGGAUCUGCUCGAGUAUUCCGAGUGUGACGUAAAUGCGGAGGGUAUUAAUGNGUAG
Messenger RNA from Exaiptasia diaphana, 1130 nucleotides. RefSeq names its product ankyrin repeat domain-containing protein EMB506, chloroplastic. Gene Ontology annotation, molecular function: protein binding. NCBI's taxonomy places the organism in Eukaryota, Metazoa, Cnidaria, Anthozoa, Actiniaria, Aiptasiidae. The transcript has 5 exons. The coding region runs from base 567 to 1130 and encodes 187 amino acids. The record is from RefSeq and is a predicted model, not a curated record.